GCAGCUUAAAUGCCAAGUCUUGGACCAUCUGCUCAUCAUCAGUACCAGAACAACUGAAUUGCUUUCAAUUUAGGUCCUACAUAUUGAGGUUUAAAAAUCAACCCAGCAUCAAUGGAGGUUCAUAGUAGUUUUCUUGUUGCUUCUAUUCUGUUCUCCUGUUUUGCUGCAACUUGCACUGGCGUGACCUUCUCCUCCCUUCAGAAGACUCUUGUAGUUACUGCUUCAUCCACACAGGACCAAGUUCUGAAGGCAGGGGAAGAACAGAUUACAGUGACAUGGGCAUUCAACCAGACCUUCCCGGCUGGGACAGACUCGGCCUACAGAACYGUAAAAGUGAAGCUAUGCUAUGCACCCAUCAGUCAAAAGGACAGAUCUUGGAGGAAAACGGAGGAHGAAAUGAAGAAGGACAAGACCUGCCAACACAAGAUUGUGUCUAGGCCAUACAGUGCUUCAAACAACUCCUUUUCAUGGACCAUCAUGAGAGACAUUCCUUCUGCAACAUAUUUUGUGAGGGCGUAUGUAUUCAACUCUCAGGAUCAAGAGGUCGCCUUUGGCCAGAACACAAAUGUAGAAAGAGCUACAAACUUGUUUGAAGUUCAAGCAAUCACAGGUCGUCAUGCAUCCCUUGAUAUUGCAUCCAUCUGCUUUUCUGCUUUCUCCAUAGUCGCACUGGCCGGUUUUUUCUACAUGGAGAAGAGCAAAGGAAAGGCAUCCCAACAGAAAUGAGAUUAUCAGCAGGGUGGGAAGUAAUGUCCCCAUGACAUAUUUAAAUACAAAAAAAAAAGGAAGCCCGAUUUGGUUUUACUACGGUGAUGCACUACUUAUUGCUGAUCACCCAACGGUGUCGUCUUGGGGAGUGCGGAUCACUAAAAGAUGAUUUUUUGGGAUAGAAAUUAAUCAUGUUUGUUUAUUUGGAUACAAAGUGAGAUGUACCAUUUGUUAAAGUCUAAUGACUAAAAGACAGGUGUUUUAAACC
Cynara cardunculus var. scolymus (artichoke) is the source of this 976-nucleotide messenger RNA. RefSeq names its product high-affinity nitrate transporter 3.2-like. Gene Ontology annotation, cellular component: plasma membrane. The record is from RefSeq and is a predicted model, not a curated record. The transcript is spliced from 2 exons. Gene Ontology annotation, biological process: response to nitrate; nitrate transmembrane transport. The coding region runs from base 112 to 726 and encodes 204 amino acids. Gene Ontology annotation, molecular function: nitrate transmembrane transporter activity. NCBI's taxonomy places the organism in Eukaryota, Viridiplantae, Streptophyta, Magnoliopsida, Asterales, Asteraceae.